UGGUUUCAUGAUGACGUCGACAACAACGGCACCGAUGACGACAAGAUCGAUGGUGGUGGCGAUAGUGGAAUCCGAACAGAGUAGAUAAAAAUAAAGUGCAUGUGCGUGGCGGAAGCAAAGUUGUAGUGCUCGAUUGGAGCUGGUUAUGGGUAUGGUCGAGUUUUGCAGCAGCAUGGGGCAGAGCAGGACGUGCCACUUGCAGGACAGUUAUUGCGGCAUAUGCGCUUCGCAGAUUCAAAUUUGGGAGUUGGCCGUGGUUGGUAUGAUGCUGUGUCGACGCCAUCGUUUCUGGGGCUCUGCGCUGGCCAUUACCGUGAUACGGGUGGGGCCAGCGAGUGCGCCAGGGUUGAUAGUGGGGUUCCUCGGCUCCAUUGUGGAAACCCAUAUGAGAAACGUCGCACCUGCUUACACGAACUUUCCUCAUGUCGGGCAAGAAAUGUCUGGUGUCGGCGAUUUUUUCGCGCAAGCACAUGCCUGCAUGGCGUGCGCGCGCCUUGAAUUGGUGCAGGCGCUGAUGCGCGUCGGCCAUGGCCACUCCAGUGUUGCCGCCCCCUUUACGUUUGUGUUUUUUCAGUUCUUGGCGGCCCUGCAGCUCCUGGGCGUCGUUUGAACUAUUUGCGCCGAGCUCCAUGUGUGCAGGCAGACAUCGGCUGUAGCUAAAUGCGCACCGAAACGGUCGCGUGAAGCCCUCCAUGACGGUAGAGUAUCAGCCAACGUUUUUUUGUUUUUUGUUUACCCCCCUCACUGCAGUCCCUGGCCCCCUCCUCCCACUCUUCUCCUCCCCUUCCAUCCGCCUUCGGCUGCCUGGUCGACUGGGCCUGCUCCUUUGUGCGUGCGAGCCGCGCUCCUGACCCCCGGGCGCGACGGCUCGACGACGGCUGUCGAUGGGCACGCCGUCCCCCACGGCACGCCCAGGCCUCCUCCGCGGUGCUUCCGCGGGCGCGGGGGCCGCGGGGGCGCGCGGGGCCGCCGCUGGCGCGGGCGCGCGGGCCCGCGUGGCCCCCGCCCUGUUGCCGCCGGCUCCCUGCCGUGCACGCGCGCGCGUGCCGAGCCGCGGGGGGGAAGAGCUCCUCCUCGGUGGCGAAGUUCGAGCUCCACCCUCGCCGAUCGACGAUUGGCGCAACUCGAUGGGCGGCGGGGGUACGGUGCGGAAUGCGUCGAGCGCGUGGCGAAAUCCAGGCCCCACCCCCGCCUCCCAUCGAGUCAGGAGAAUCGGUGGCUCGUAGGAGGUAGGGUCCGGAUGUCGCCACCUAUCCUUGAUCCCUUCGUUAUGACUUUCUUCCUCGUCCCCCUAGCCCUUCUCCGCCAGCAGCGAAGCAGGCGCAAGCGCGGCUGCGGUCUUCGACUGUAAAUUACGUGGCGCCUCGCGUCGGGACUCUUUCGGUAGCGCGGCCCUUUGCCGAGAGGGAGGGGUGGAGGACGAGGAGGGGCGACAAGCGUGUUGUUCAUAGGUUGCCUUUUGCAUGUGUCUUCGUUUGCCAUGCAGCGUUGCGUGCAGUAAUUAUCGCGCCACUUGUGCACUUGCUGUCUUCGCAUGCCGCUGCCAUUUUCAGCAUGGUCCGACGAGGCCGCGGAGGCCGACACGGUGACACGCGUGCUG
Prorocentrum cordatum is the source of this 1600-nucleotide messenger RNA. The record is from the annotation of a GenBank genome assembly. NCBI's taxonomy places the organism in Eukaryota, Dinophyceae, Prorocentrales, Prorocentraceae.